Messenger RNA from Cuscuta epithymum, 1989 nucleotides. The record is from the annotation of a GenBank genome assembly. Lineage: Eukaryota; Viridiplantae; Streptophyta; Magnoliopsida; Solanales; Convolvulaceae.
UCUCAAAAUAGGAGUACCUAGUUUAAACAUCCUUAAAUAGGACUUUUUAUUAGUGAUUGGACCAAAAUACCCCUCACAACCUUUACCACUGCUGCCCAGGGACUGCCGGACCGCCGCCUGCCGCCGCCGCCGCCGCCGCCGGAGCUCCGGCGACCGCCGCCGGAAAAAUUCCAGAUUUUUUUUCUGGAGGUUUGCCAACAUUCUGCCGCCACCUGCCGCCGGCCGCCGCCGGCCGCCGCCGCCGCCGCCGGAAACCGCCUCUUUCACUGCCGCCAACCUGCCGCCACCUCCGGACUGCCCCGCUACCAACGGACUGCCUUGGUUGUGCAAGAGAACUAGGGGGGCAAUUAAUUGGGUUAAUUAAUUGCCGGAGUUGCCGCCGCCGCCGCCGGAAUCCGCCGCCGGCCGCUGCCGGAGUGCUGCCGCCACCACGGACUGCCCCGCCACCGACGGACUGCCUUGGUUGUGCAAGGAAACUAGGGGGGGGGGGGGGCAAUUAUUUAGAUUAAUUAAUUAAUUAAAUAGAAUUAGGGGUAAAAAAGGUAAGGUUAGUCCUAUUUAGAGAAAAACAUGCAUGUGGUCCUAUUUUGAGAAAAAGGUUGAGUUUUAGUCCUAUCUUGGACAAUUUUCUCGGCAUCAGGAGGUGUCGAAAGACCGAAAGAUCAUCGAACUAUCGAAGCCUCCUCGAAGGGUUGACCAUCAACCACUGAAUGGUUUGGUUGCUCAGGCACUUGCACCUUCUUCAUCCAACAUAAACACUGCAGGACAGGUUCUUCCCAUACAGAAAAAGCCCACAAGAAACUUCCAAACUAAUUUUCCUUCCAAAGUUUGCACUUUUUAUGUUCCUGAGCAGAAUUCUCUCGGAGGACGUGUCAUGACAUUAGCUCUGGACAAAGCGGCUAAGACAAAUGAUGAUCUCUGUCUGUGUACACACGUGGCCUCCGCUCUCAGUGUCUUUCUUCCCUAUAUUAAGAACGAGUUGGCCAAUGCUCUCUUUCAGAUAGGUGUAUCUCCUGAGUAUGUUUCUAUCCCCUCCAGAGCCGCUGAACAUUCGAUUAACUUCGACUCCAUCCCUGCGUCCGAUUGGUCAACUAUUCUUGCUCGUGGGGCAUUUGUCAUAUUAACACUUUUCAAAACAGUUUCUCCAGCCCACUACACCCAAUGUAUGAUAAAGAGGUUUGAGGCACUAAAAAGGCUUGCAUGUUGCUGCCCUAAUGCUGAAAUCCCUAUGCCUCUAAACCAGUCCAAGGCUAACUCCCUGCGUACAAUGCUAGGAUCAAACCGAGCACUCAUGAAGAGGAUCGUCGAACUGGUUCUUGAUUUCAUGUCAGAUGAUAACUUGCAUUCAGUCUUCUUGUAUGUAGCUAAUAUCCUGGCCCGCAACGUCAGUGAUGAUUUCACAUUCAUAUAUGAUACAUUUGUGAAAGAUGAAUCGCCUGUGCUGACUGACCCCAGAGUGGAACAUGAGGUUAUAAAACUAAAAGAGGCUGUCAAAUUUGUUAAACAUCCGUAUUACCCGCAGUUUGCUCGUUACCUGGCUUUCCCUGAUGACUCAUUCAAGCUGCACGGGUCUCGAUUCCCUAUUUUGAUGUCUGUUGCAAAGAAGUUCAAGGCCGAGGAGCAGCAAUCCUCGGUGGCGGGUAAUCGCUACCAAUGUGUUCCAGCCCGGUCUGUUGCUGUUGAUAAUGACCUUGUCAAGGACCUGUGUCAGAUUCAUGCUGCUGCCAUGGAAGAGAAAUUUCUAAGGGCCUAUAAAUUCUUGACCAAUACGUAAGGUUGUUUUUGAUGCCUUGAUGGUGUCCAAGACUAGCAUCCAAGUUGAGUUUCAGGGAAAUUUUUGAUUGAUUUUGAAGUGUUUUGGAAGUUUUGCUUUUGGCAUUCAUAUCGUCAUCCCAAUGUACACAUAUUUUUGCAGUCGUGGAUUAUUUUAUAUUUUACAUUGAAUUGUGCACCAUGAAAGCCUUUUAGCCUUUUAUUGCAACAUCAUCG